This is a messenger RNA of Callithrix jacchus (white-tufted-ear marmoset), 2100 nucleotides long. It is a transcript of the gene ZCCHC9, whose product is annotated as zinc finger CCHC-type containing 9. Lineage: Eukaryota; Metazoa; Chordata; Mammalia; Primates; Cebidae. The record is from RefSeq and is a predicted model, not a curated record. Gene Ontology annotation, molecular function: zinc ion binding; nucleic acid binding. Gene Ontology annotation, cellular component: nucleolus.
UGAAGCUGGGAGGACACAGGGCCUGGCUGCUGGGUCCCUGAGCUGGCUGGAGCGUGGGAUGCGCCGCCUGUCUAGGGGCGCUGGCCUCAGCUGUUGGGCUCGGGCGGGCGGGGACUGCGCGCCCAGACUCCCUGGGAUCCGCACGCGAGUGGGCCGUUCGGCUCUCCCACUUCACCCUCUUGAUAACUCUCAGCCUCCCCCUUCCCAUGUAUUCAAGGGAAGGAUGAUGCACUUCAUUUUGAACAGCCUCGGUCCCCACUGUGACAGUCGCAGGAACUUCAGCGAAGAGUGCGCUCGGAAAGUGGGGUGAACCGUCUCACAACAAUUCAUUAGGUCCACCCUUCAGCUUCCACCCUUGGAGGAGAUCUUUCUGUUGCCAGGAGCUGAGACUUGAAGGGGGAUUGCGCAGGGAUGACGGUCUUAAAAAGUGGCUUAGGCCGGGCGCGGUAGCUCGUGCCUGUAAUCCCAGAGAGGCCGAGGCGGGCGGAUCUCCUGAGCUCAGGAGUUCGAGACCACCCUGGGCAACAUGGUGAAAUCCCGGUCGUUACUAAAAUACAAAAAAUUAGCUGGGUGUGGUGGCACGUGCCUAUAAUCCCAUCUACUCGGGAGGCUGAGGCCAGAGAAUCGCUUGAGCCCCGGAGGCAGAGGUUGCAGUGAGCUUAGAUCGCCCACUGCACUCCAGUUUGGGGUACUUGGGCUACAGAGUGAGACACCAUCUCAACAAUGACAACAACAAAAAAGGUGGUGGCUUAAUACAGCCAUGCUUCCCUUAGCAGCUGGGAUGGUUCUGAAAAAGUACCUCUGAUGAAAUUAUGACCAGGUGGGCACGAGUUAAUACCACAUAUAACAAAAAACCCUUGCCUGCAACAUCAUGGGAGGACAUGAAGAAGGAAUCCUUUGAGGGAACAAGCCAAAACCUACCAAAGCAUAAACGACUUGAAGCCAGUAGGCUAUCCCUUAAAAAUUAUGCACCCCAAGCAAAACAUAAAAAGAACAAAAAGAAAAAAGAGUACUUAAAUGAAGAUGUGAAUGGAUUCAUGGAAUACCUAAGACAGAAUUCACAGAUGGUUCACAAUGGGCAAAUUAUAGCAACAGACAGUAAGGAAGUAAGGGAAGAAAUUGCAGUUGCUUUAAAGAAAGACAGUCGACGGGAAGGAAGAAGAUUAAAAAGACAAGCAGCAAAGAAAAAUGCAAUGGUGUGUUUCCAUUGUAGAAAACCUGGUCAUGGAAUUGCAGAUUGCCCUGCCGCCCUUGAAAAUCAAGAUAUGGGCACUGGAAUAUGUUACAGGUGUGGGUCCACAGAGCACGAAAUAACCAAGUGUAAGGCUAAAGUAGACCCAGCUCUUGGUGAAUUUCCUUUCGCAAAAUGUUUUGUUUGUGGAGAAAUGGGGCACCUGUCUAGAGCUUGUCCUGAUAAUCCCAAAGGACUCUAUGCUGAUGGUGGUGGUUGCAAACUUUGUGGCUCUGUGGAGCAUUUAAAGAAAGAUUGCCCGGAAAAUCAGAAUUCAGAUCGAAUGGUCACAGUUGGUCGCUGGGUAAAGGGAAUGAGUGCAGAUUAUGAAGAAAUUUUGGAUGCACCUAAACUGCAAAAACCCAAAACAAAAAUACCUAAAGUUGUUAAUUUUUGAUAACAACUAGCACUACCAUUAGUUACCACCUCAUUUUUACUUUCUAAACAGACCCAUUUCACAAGUUAGAGUCGGGCUCCCUUGUGGCCAGGACUGCACUGUAGAUAGCAGUAUGAUCUAACUGUGAUCAAAAACCAUUUUUUUUAUUCUGUGCAUCAAAUAGUACUUCUACCACUGUUUGGAGAAAACUAAGAAGAGAAUAAGAUGGUUAAAUGGAUUCUCUUAAAGAAUACAUUUUAAGGGACAGAACUUAGGCAUAACUAAGUGGAUGUAUACCUAAUUGUAGCAAUCAUCUUUUAUAAAAGCAAAAUUAUGCAUGAAUGUGAAACACCCCUAAACAAAGGAUACAAAUGAACUUUUGGUGAUACUGUUUUCUUGGCUCAAAGUAUCAAUGUAUUAUUAUAACAGAAAUGUACAAGUUGCUAGAAAGUCUGUCUUUUUAAAAUAUGGAAUAAAAAUGUGUUUUCUAUUA